Ascochyta rabiei is the source of this 714-nucleotide messenger RNA. RefSeq lists its product as uncharacterized. Lineage: Eukaryota; Fungi; Ascomycota; Dothideomycetes; Pleosporales; Didymellaceae. The transcript has 2 exons. Bases 1 to 714 code for a protein of 237 amino acids. The record is from RefSeq and is a predicted model, not a curated record.
AUGAUCUACCAUCAGCUGCGCCAAAUCACGGGCAAGUUCAGAGCGCGAUGUGGAACGCUGAUUCACAUGAGGAUCCCCAAUCUGCUCCUGCUCCUUUCCCACGCGCCACUCCACCGUCCCAUCGGCAACAACAAGAUCCCAAUCAUGAUCUUCGCCAGCAUACCACCAAUUUUCCACAACUCUCAUUACAACACCCAGGCUAUCGUUCCUCGCGUACACCCACCCUCCGCCGAGUACCUGUACAGUCCUCACUCCGCAACCAAAAUCAAUCGCGCUGCCACAACUGCAAACCACGAUGUACCAGCUGUUGUCCGAGCGGGAGGCUACAGCCACUAUCCCGCCUACUCGCCCUUACCACCAGCCAACCCGCACGCCCUGCCACGACCGCACAACCGCUCGUCGUCUGUAGCCACGUACGCAUCAACGCCAACACUCCAACAGUCCAGCCCCCUCCCUACCAAUAAUUCCAACAUCCCUCAACUGCCAGAACAUGCAGAGUUCAGCCCGCCCUUUGCGCACUUCUCUCCCGGCUCGCUGAGUAACAGCAGCAUCGAAACCUUUGCCAAUCCAAACAAUCCGACAGGCCCUCCGCUGAGCAAACACGACGCGAAUAUUGAAGGGCUGAAGCAGCGCAUCAUGGCGCCGUGCCGCAGCUGGAAAGUCAAAGUUGCCAGGAUUCUGAAGCGCGUGAAAAGCUCGCUUGCCAUACUGUGA